This is a messenger RNA of Arabidopsis arenosa, 3639 nucleotides long. NCBI's taxonomy places the organism in Eukaryota, Viridiplantae, Streptophyta, Magnoliopsida, Brassicales, Brassicaceae. The record is from the annotation of a GenBank genome assembly.
CUUCUUCAACCUCUCUACAAGAUGAUUUCAUCAAAUGUCUCCACAAAAACACAAAUGUCCGUUUUCCACUCGACAAAACGUUCUUCACUCCUGAAAGAAACUCUUCGAUCUUCACCGAAGUCUUUGAAUCGACGGCUCAAAAUCAACGGUUACUGACCAAGGCAAUGCCUAAACCGGGAUUCAUAUUUAGGCCGAUUCAUGAGUCUCAUGUUCAAGCUUCUGUCAUCUGUUCGAAGAAACUUGGAAUACAUUUUCGUGUUAGAAGCGGCGGUCACGAUUACGAGGGCGUGUCUUAUGUUUCACGGAUCGAAAACCCGUUUGUAUUAAUCGAUUUGUCGAAAUUGAGACAAAUCAAUAUUGAUAUUGAAGACAAUAGUGCUUUGGUUCAAGCUGGUGCUACUAUUGGUGAGCUUUACUACAGAAUUGCAGAAAAGAGCAAGAUCCAUGGAUUCCCUGCAGGUGUGUACCCGAGCGUAGGCAUAGGUGGGCAUAUAACAGGCGGUGCAUACGGUUCCUUGAUGAGGAAGUAUGGUCUUGCUGCAGAUAAUGUUCUAGACGCAAAGAUCGUUGAUGCUAAUGGUAAAUUACUCGACAGAGCCGCAAUGGGGGAGGAUCUGUUUUGGGCGAUUAGAGGAGGCAGUGGAGGGAGUUUUGGGAUAAUUUUAUCAUGGAAGAUCAAGCUUGUUCCUGUUCCUGAAACCAUAACCGUCUUCACUGUCACCAAGACAUUGAAGCAAGAUGCAAGUUUCAAGAUUCUUUUAAAGUGGCAACGAGUUGCGGACAAGCUUGUUGAAGAGCUCUUCUUACGAGUGUUCUUCACUGUAGUUGGAAACAAAGCAAACAAGACAGUUUCGAUGGCCUACAUAGGUCAGUUUCUUGGUGAGAAAGGCACCUUGAUGGAGGUAAUGGAGAAGGAUUUUCCGGAACUAGGGCUAACUCAGAAGGAUUGUAUAGAAAUGAACUGGAUCAAAUCCAUUAUUUACAGCUCUGGAUUCCCAACAAGCUCUCCUCCUCCCAUUGAGAUUUUGCUUCAAGCAAAGUCUCCACUUGGAAAAGUUUACUUUAAAGCGAAAUCGGAUUUUGCUAAAGAACUUAUUCCUGUUUUAGGGCUCAAAGGGAUGUUCAAGAAGUUACUUGAAGAAGACGUAGCAUUAGUGAUUUGGACUCCUUACGGUGGAAAGAUGGAUAAAAUCCCUGAAUCCGAGAUCCCGUUUCCGCAUAGAAACGGAACCAUCUUCAUGAUUCAAUAUUACAGGAACUGGACAGAUAGCGAGGAAUCGAACAAACGCAUCAAAUGGAUCAGAGAGUUGUACAGUUACAUGACGCCUUACGUCUCAAGCAAUCCAAGACAAGCAUAUGUGAACUACAGAGAUCUAGACCUGGGACAGAACAAGAACAACUCAAAGGUUAACUUCAUAGAAGCUAAAAUCUGGGGAGCUAAUUAUUUCAAAGACAAUUUCAACAGAUUGGUGAGGAUUAAAACAAAGGUUGAUCCAGAUAACUUCUUUAGACACGAGCAGACCUCCCUCCAAGAUCAAUUCAUAAACUGUGUCAAAAGAAACACGCAUGUUUCUUUUCCACUCGAGACAACGUUAUUUGCUCCUGCGAAAAACGUCUCUACGUUCAGCCAAGUUCUUGAAUCAACGGCUCAAAAUCUCCAGUUCUUGGCAAAAUCUGUGCCUAAACCGGGAUUCAUAUUUAGGCCGAUUCACGAGUCUCAAGUCCAAGCUUCCAUCAUCUGUUCUAAGAAACUCGGAAUUCAUUUUCGUGUUAGAAGUGGCGGUCACGAUUUCGAGGCCUUGUCUUAUGUCUCACGGAUUGAAAAACCGUUUAUAUUACUCGAUCUGUCGAAAUUGAGACAAGUCGAUGUUGAUAUUGAAACCAAUAGUGCUUGGGUUCAACCUGGUGCUACGCUUGGUGAGCUUUACUACAGUAUUGCAGAGAAGAGCAAAGUCCAUGGAUUUCCCGCGGGUUUGUGCACGAGCGUAGGCAUAGGUGGGUAUAUGACAGGGGGUGGAUACGGUUCCUUGAUGAGAAAGUAUGGUCUUGCGGGAGAUAAUGUUCUAGACGUAAAGAUGGUUGAUGCAAAUGGUAAAUUACUCGACAGAACCGCGAUGGGUGAGGACCUAUUUUGGGCGCUUAGAGGAGGCGGUGGAGCGAGUUUUGGGAUAGUUCUCGCAUGGAAGAUCAAGCUUGUUCCUGUUCCUGAGACCUUAACAAUCUUCACCGUUACCAAAACGUUAAAACAAGACGCAAGGUUGAAGAUUAUUUCUAAGUGGCAACAAAUUGCAUCCAAGCUUGUUAAUGAGCUACACAUCCGAUUGUUACUCAGAGCCGAUGGAAAUACUGGAAACAAGACUAUUACAAUGUCCUAUUUAGGUCAGUUUCUUGGCGAGAAAGGCACCUUGAUGAAGGUUAUGGAGAAGGAUUUUCCAGAACUAGGGUUAACUCAAAAGGAUUGUACCGAAAUGAGCUGGAUUGAAGCAGCCCUUUUCCAUGGUGGAUUUCCAGCUGGUUCUCCUAUCGAAAUUUUGCUUCAACGCCAGUCGCCUUUAGGAAAAGAUUACUUCAAAGCAACGUCAGAUUUCGUUAAAGAACCUAUUCCUGUUUUAGGGCUCAAAGGAAUUUUCAAAAGAUUGAUUGAAGGAAAGAUAACAUUUCUGAACUGGACUCCUUACGGUGGUAUGAUGUCCAAAAUCUCCGAUUCCGCGAUCCCAUUUCCUCACAGAAACGGAACUCUCUUCAAGAUUCUCUAUUACACGAACUGGCUAGAGAAUGACAAGACAUCGAGUAGAAAAAUCAAAUGGAUCAAAGAGAUAUACAGUUACAUGACGCCUUAUGUCUCAAGCAAUCCAAGACAAGCAUAUGUGAACUACAGAGAUCUAGACUUCGGACAGAACGAGAACAACUCAAAGGUUAACUUCAUCGAAGCUAAAAUCUGGGGACCUAAGUACUUCAAAGACAAUUUCAACAGAUUGGUGAAGAUUAAAACAAAGGUUGAUCCGGAUAACUUCUUCAGGCACGAGCAGAAGAAGAGCAAGGUCCAUGGGUAUUCUGCGGAUUUGUGCUCGAGCUUAGGCAUAGGUGGGCACAUAACAGGCGGUGCGUAUGGUUCAAUGAUGAGGAAAUACGGUCUUGGUGGAGAUAACGUGUUAGACGCAAAGAUCGUUGAUGCCAACGGUAAAUUACUCAACAGAACAACGAUGGGUGAGGAUAUGUUUUGGGCGAUUAGAGGAGGCGGUGGAGCGAGUUUUGGAAUAAUUUUAGCAUGGAAGAUCAAGCUUGUACCUGUUCCUAAGACUGUAACCGUCUUCACCGUCACUAAAACGUUAGUACAAGAUGUUGGUAACAAGAUUCUUUCAAAGUGGCAAAUGGUUGCCGCGGACAAGCUUGUUGAAGAGCUAUUCAUCAGAGUGAUCUUCAACGUAGCUGGAAACAAUGGGAACAAGACUGUGACAACGUCGUACAAUGCUCUGUUUCUUGGCGACAAAGGCGCGUUGAUGAAAGUUAUGAAGAACGGUUUUCCAGAGCUAGGACUAAUACCGAAAGAUUGUAUUGAAAUGAGCUGGAUCGAAUCAAUUGUUUAAUUUUCAAAACUAGUGUUCAGAUGAAGCCCAAUAAGAAAAUAAGAUCUAUCUU